CAUAUUCUUAUCAGUUGUUAUGCGGACAAAACUCUGAUUAAAAAUCUCAUAAUAAAUGCGAAUAAUUGAGAGUGCAGGAAUUCACUUUGUAGGAAGAUGAAACCAGCAAGCAUCGUCUACGUGUCUUUUUGUUCGCUAGUGUUGCUUUAUGUUGUCACCGGACAAAGCCAUGGGCAAGAUUCCGUCGGAGACAAUAACCAGGCGAAAAAGCUCUUUCUGCUCUCAGAUUUCGACAACAACACGGUUCUCACUGUAGAUGAGUUUGACCACGUGUUCAGAGACUUCGAUAACAACACGGACAAUCAUGUCAGAUCAAGGGAAUUUCUCGACGUCUGGCAAGAGAAGGACCUUGGUACGCUCUCAGAGGGUUUAGAGCUGUUCCUCAACCUAGAUGUGAACAAGGACUUUGUGAUUGACCCGCAGGAUGUGGCAUUCAUCUUCUCUUGGUUUGAUAGUAACGAUGACGGAGAUAUAGAUGAGCAAGAGUUUGUGUCGACUUUGAUUAAAGUGUACUCUUCCAAAUAAAACACUUUUUCAACCAUA
Molecule: messenger RNA, 543 nt
Organism: Mya arenaria
Lineage: Eukaryota; Metazoa; Mollusca; Bivalvia; Myida; Myidae
Exons: 5
Coding region: 97-525 (142 amino acids)
Molecular function (GO): calcium ion binding
Source: RefSeq, a predicted model, not a curated record